AUGCUCAACUUGGCCACAGAGACAAUUGAGGGAGCAGAAGACCCUGGAAACCUAUUCCGCAAGAAGCAACACAUUCUUUCUGUCUUAAGCGUCUUGGGCCUACUGAACCUGAAGGGAUGCAACGAGGAUGUGCCUGAGUCUUCAAAUGGUUCCUUUGGUGUGAUGGCUUUUACAUUGCUUUUUGGAUUUUUGUGUUUGCUUGCAUGGAUAUGGAUGCGUGGAGAGCGUGUUGAACUUACAGCUCCACUUGAACCAGAUGCAGAACCAGAAACGACGACAAAUCCUCACAGUGUGGAUGACUACGCUGAUGUCAGCCAUGCAGAAGUCAGUUUGACCCCAACAUAUUUCAAGCGGCUCUCUUACAAGUUGCUGAGGCAACUACUGCAGCUGCUGCAGCAGCACAGAGUGCAGCAGCAUCAGCCAGCGCAUCAGCAAGCGCUGUGGGCAGUGCAGGUGCAGGCAAUGGUGGAACUGCAUCAUCAGGUCUCUGGAGGACCAUCCAGUGGACAUGCUGAUGUCCCACCUGCAGUUGCAGCAAAUGAUGAUGAUGUUGUGGGAGUUCCCAAUCCAAGUUUGCGCUUGGAUGCACCCAGCACUCCAAUUGAUCUCUUGGCAGCGCCUUCGACGCCACCAUCUCCACGUGCAACACCCACUACAAGGGUACAUGAUGCUGAAGUUGAGGAGGAGCACUCUACAAAGAGGUUCAAAGAGGAUUCCCAGCGUGUUGGUGAGGAGGAGUUCAAUGAAGCAAACAACAGAGCUGGUGGAAGAAAUGUCAUGCAACUUGCGCGUGUGGUGGCACGGGUAAUUGCAGUUAUGGGCCUUGAGCCUACACGUGCAAUGGGACAAGGAGAUGAGACUUGUUCCAGCCCAAGCCCUUCAACCAAUGAAUGGUGGUUCAAGCUUGGCAUUGCAAUCUUGGUUGUCAUUUUGAUCGCAUUUGCAGUUGGAUGUUUUGUGGUGCGCAGGUAUGUCAAGCAAUUGCUCCAUGACCUCUACCACUUGAGCGUCCAAGUUGCCGAGGCUGAUACAGUCAUUGGUGAGCACAUGCAACAGGUGCCCGCCAUACAAUCAAGAUUGGACGGCCUGAUGUUACAAGUUGGUGAUGUGAGCCAACGCGUUGCUAUGCUUUCAAACCAGGUGGUUGAAACACAAAACCAAUUGGAAAUGGUAAGUGAUCGACAGGAUGGCCUUCACUUUGCCAUCAUUGAGAUUGGAGGUUUUGUGAGAUAUCACGAUCUCACAGCACGAGAACGUAGCAGUAUGUUCACUCAGGAACGUGGAAACAUGAUGGCCCUGAACACCAUGGGGGCCAGCCAAUACCUGAGAGCCAUUCGAGCCCAAUCAAGGGCAUUUGUCAGAGGAGGUGAGGACACAGACCCGCCUACAAUGGAGGAACCACAGCAGCAUGAAAUGGAAGUUGAUGAAAAUGAAAAUGAAAACGGAGAAAGUGAAAAUCGCACAGACGAUGAAAUCAUUACAAGAGAGUUCAAUCCAGAACGCAACAUGGAAACCAGACGAGGUGAACUGACAGCCACUCUGGAUGACUUGAGACGACAGCUGGAUGAAGCUUUGGUUGGUGGACAUUACAGUGAUGGCGCCGAGAUCCAGCAGACAAUUCUCAUGGUGCUGGACCAUUUGAAUAAUGGUGACUUGCGCCUUCCAGACCAAAGACGUGUAAUGUACCUCCAGUGUGCCGAUAGAAUGCAACAGCUGUCAAAUCGGGUCAGGAGACGUGGCAACAUAGCCUUAGCUGAUGUCUACAUGGAAUAUGCAGCAAGCUAUCGAAACUCAGUUUGA
Cladocopium goreaui is the source of this 1800-nucleotide messenger RNA. The record is from the annotation of a GenBank genome assembly. Lineage: Eukaryota; Dinophyceae; Suessiales; Symbiodiniaceae.